GUACCACGGGGGUGUUCAUCCCGAGUCUACGCCUUCCCGGCGGCCCCCCCCUCCAGCCCCAGCCGAACAAAGGGGCGGGGCCACGAGGGGUCCCCUGAGGCCCUCUCGGUUCGUCCCUUCGCCCUCCCUCCCCCGCCUGACCGGAAGGAUGUGCUCCCGGAAGUUCCGGUGCCGUCGCUGUGUGGGAUAAACAGUAAUGGCGGAGGCUGCGGCUCCGGGAACAACAGCGGCAACACCGGGAGCAGCGGCCACGGCCUCCGGCCCCACAGCCGCGCCCCCCGCGCCGCCGGCCGCAGCGGGGUCGGGAGGAGGGGGCGGCUGGACCAAGCAGGUCACCUGCAGGUAUUUCAUGCAUGGGGUUUGCAAGGAAGGGAACAACUGCCGUUACUCCCAUGAUCUCUCCACAAGUCAGUCUGCUAUGGUGUGCAGGUAUUAUCAGCGAGGAUGCUGUGCUUACGGAGAUCGUUGCCGAUAUGAACAUACCAAGCCAUUGAAGCGGGAAGAAGUGACUACUGUGAAUCCAGCUGCAAAAACUUAUCCAUCAGCAUCUUCAGACCUCCCAUCUCUCCCUGAAGCACUUGAAGCAAGCACUGGUGAGACUGAAGUUAAAGAUACAGAUCUGGCAGCUACAGGAGCAGGUGCUGAAGACUGGGUGAAUGCUGUAGAAUUUGUCCCUGGGCAGCCAUAUUGUGGACGUGCUGCCCCUUCCUGCAUCGAAACACCCUUGCAGGGAAUGGUAAUUGAGGAAGAGUAUGAAAAGCAGCAAGCAAAUGUGGAGAUGAAGAAGCAACUGUGCCCCUACGCUGCAGUAGGAGAAUGUCGUUAUGGAGAGAACUGCGUGUAUAUCCAUGGGGAUGUGUGUGACAUGUGUGGGUUGCAGGUUCUACAUCCAGUUGAUGCUGCCCAGAGAUCCCAACACAUAAAGUCUUGCAUUGAGGCUCAUGAGAAGGACAUGGAGCUCUCAUUUGCCGUUCAGCGUAGUAAAGACAUGGUGUGUGGGAUCUGCAUGGAGGUGGUAUAUGAAAAAGCCAACCCCAGCGAGCGCCGCUUUGGGAUCCUCUCCAACUGCAACCAUACUUACUGUCUCAAAUGCAUCCGCAAGUGGAGAAGCGCUAAACAAUUUGAGAGCAAGAUUAUAAAGUCCUGCCCAGAAUGUCGGAUCACAUCUAACUUUGUCAUUCCAAGUGAGUACUGGGUGGAGGAGAAGGAAGAGAAGCAGAAACUCAUUCAGAAAUACAAGGAGGCAAUGAGCAACAAGCCAUGCAGGUAUUUUGAUGAAGGCCGUGGGAGCUGUCCAUUUGGAGGGAACUGUUUUUACAAACAUGCAUAUCCCGAUGGUCGCCGAGAGGAGCCACAGAGACAGAAAGUGGGAACAUCGAGUAGAUAUCGAGCCCAGCGAAGGAAUCGGUUCUGGGAAUUCAUUGAGGAGAGGGAGAGCAGCGACCCCUUCGAGAACGACGAGGAUGAGGUUGUGACCUUUGAGCUCGGCGAGAUGUUGCUCAUGCUUUUGGCAGCAGGAGGUGAUGAUGAGUUGACAGACUCCGAGGACGAGUGGGACUUGUUUCACGACGAGCUGGAAGAUUAUUAUGACUUGGAUCUAUAGCACCUGUCAGCGGAGUUUGGACUGUCUGCUCGGCAUCAGGCAGUAGCUCUUUCCUGUGGUGUGGCAGUGCCUGUGUUUCUCCUAGGCAGGCCUAUCAAUUCCAGGUGCUGUUGUAAUAACUUUUACCCAGGGUCUGUCUCCUCCCCUUGCCCCAGGAGUGUUUGUUUUUCUCUGUUUAAACAAAUAACAAGAAAUCUUUAAAACGUUAGUUUUUGUAAAAUGAAUUAACUGUCAAACAGUUAGCUUAGGUUUGUUGCUUCAUCUGUGUUGCUGAUGGGAUUCACCCAGUUCCAGGGUUAAAGUGUUUACAGGACUUCCACACUCAUCUUGAAGAGCCCAGAUACAAAAAUGAGAGCAGUGGCCAUGCAGUGGGGGGAUAUAAAUUGGCCAGUGGCCUUUUUCUGCUGUGGACUUCAAAUCAGUACUUCCGAUUUCAGGCCAGACACAUGUACUUCUUGCUGGCUUCAGCUCUGUUCCAACCCCCUGAUGUACACAUCUUCAUUUGUGGUUUUGGUCUCUUGUUUACUUGCACAUUACUAUUACUACUGUGUAACCAGAACCAGGUGCGACUGUUCCAGGUUUUUACUGUGUUUAGCAUGAAAGGAAAAUGUGUUUGUACGUGAAAGGAGAACUUUCAAUGUGUAUAAACAAAUAAACGCAGAGUUGGAUCUCAA
This is a messenger RNA of Chelonia mydas (Green sea turtle), 2277 nucleotides long. RefSeq names its product makorin ring finger protein 1 (gene MKRN1). Gene Ontology annotation, biological process: protein polyubiquitination. NCBI's taxonomy places the organism in Eukaryota, Metazoa, Chordata, Testudines, Cheloniidae. The coding region runs from base 197 to 1603 and encodes 468 amino acids. Gene Ontology annotation, molecular function: ubiquitin protein ligase activity; metal ion binding. The record is from RefSeq and is a predicted model, not a curated record. The transcript has 8 exons.